GCGUUUCAUAGUCAAAUACAAGGUUUUUGCUCUGAAGCUUUCUUUCCAUCUACGGUGACACACAUCCCUCUAUCAUGCAGGCUUGGUUAAAACUUUCCAUAGCCUUGCUAUGCUCCUGCAGUAGUACUUCCACGAGAAGUGUGUCGGCCUUUGUCCCUACGCUGUCCCGUUCUCGGUCGAGAGUAGGUGCCAAUGUGCCCCCCAUCCUUGGUAUGGCUGCCUGGGAUGACGAAGAUGAAGCCCAACGUGAUGCCGCCGUCAGACGCAAUCAAGCUCGCACCGAUGUUCGCAAUUUUCUAACCCAACGAGCGAUUCAAUCCUUCAUGUUUUUAUUACAUUCCUGUCGAGACCCACAUACUGUCCGAUGGCUCGAGCAUACUUACGGCUUUACCAAUCUUCUCGAAUACCACGGAUCUGGGGCAUUCAAUUUGACAAUCUAUCCGGAAUGGGAUUCUAUUUUACAAGACAUGACGUCCCGUCCCUCUGAGGUUGUCAUCGUCUCGGCACGAAGACGAGGAGGGGGCCACGGCGGCUGGUCUAAAGACAAUCCUUAUUUGGAAGAUCGGUUUGUGGAGUUUGAAAUCGAUAUUGACCCCCCUUCACUCGUAUCUCGCCUGAUUUCCGUCCGCGAUCAAAUUGCUAAGGAAUGGGUCGUUGACCUGGACACCCUCGUCAAGGCAAAUGAUAUGAUUCUCACAUCCUACACGGAGAAACAUUUAUCGGAUCGAGCAUCAGAAGAAUGCCAAGAUUUUGACCAGCCAGAAGAAUGUAUGGAAAUCGAAAAUCUCACGGCACCUUAUUCCAACAAGCGCCAGGAAGAAAAGAAAGCGGCCUUUGAACGCAACGCUAUGGUUUUUCUCUCGAACACUAUACACUCACUUGGUCAAGGAUCGUCACCGCACCGGAAAGGAAAUUUCGACUUACUGAUUCUGUUGGCCACCCAGGAAUCUGUGCAUCGCGUACUUCGAGCCUACCGGGAUGCUGGAGACGAACGCGAAGUCUCCUUCUCCUGGUUGCGAGAAUUUUAUGUUUCCAGGGUCUCCCGCUACUUCGACGGCAAUCAGGAAUACGGACGGGCCGACGACUUUGUGGAAGAAUUGCUUCUGACGCCUCCAUCUCUGAAAACCAGUGAAAUUGCCUUGGAAUUGAUUGAUCCCAUGCGCAUGGCUGAAGACAUUAUCGCCAUGCGUUCCGAAGUCGCGCGUGACUGGAAAACGGUCAUGCAAGCAUCCGCAGAAGACCACAUGGCUCUACAGCGCAUUGUGUUGGCGGCACGUAUGGGAAAAAUGCUGGAAACGAGUUCCGGCAGCAGUAAAGAGGAAAACCCCCCCACUUCGACACCGAAAGCAGUUGUAGCGGAAGCAGAAGCUUCUUCUUUGGACGGAGCUGGUGCCUUUGAAUAGUGAAGAAUCUGGCACUAAUUCAAAAUGAUCUGCGAUUGGACAUGGCAUGCACCGACCUGAUUCGACAUUUGAGCCGCUUCAUGUGCGUACAAGAAAACCCCAUGGAGAGAACAUUUUCUAUUUCCCCACACCCACAUACAAACCAAGGCCUUCGACGGCUACCCCAUCGUAUAACAAGUAGUAGAACAUACUUCCGUUUAC
This is a messenger RNA of Phaeodactylum tricornutum CCAP 1055/1, 1604 nucleotides long. RefSeq lists its product with no specific name. The transcript is spliced from 3 exons. The coding region runs from base 75 to 1403 and encodes 442 amino acids. The record is from RefSeq and is a predicted model, not a curated record. Lineage: Eukaryota; Bacillariophyta; Bacillariophyceae; Surirellales; Neidiaceae.